Messenger RNA from Nicotiana attenuata, 1083 nucleotides. RefSeq names its product protein ODORANT1-like. The record is from RefSeq and is a predicted model, not a curated record. Lineage: Eukaryota; Viridiplantae; Streptophyta; Magnoliopsida; Solanales; Solanaceae. The coding region runs from base 20 to 1009 and encodes 329 amino acids. The transcript is spliced from 3 exons.
UAUCACUGUGUGAGCGUGUAUGAGAGAGGGAGGAAUGGGGAGAACACCAUGUUGUGAUAAGAAUGGUCUGAAGAAAGGACCAUGGACACCUGAAGAAGAUGAAAAGCUCAUUGAAUUUAUCAAGAAAAAUGGUCAUGGUAGCUGGCGUUCUCUUCCAAAACUUGCAGGUCUUCUUCGCUGUGGGAAAAGUUGUCGUCUUAGAUGGACAAAUUAUCUGAGGCCAGACAUCAAACGAGGUCCUUUUAGCCUCGAUGAACAGAAACUUGUCAUUCAGUUACAUGGCAUUCUUGGAAACAGAUGGGCUGCAAUUGCUUCACAACUACCUGGAAGGACAGACAAUGAGAUAAAGAAUCUGUGGAAUACUCACCUGAAAAAGCACCUGCUUUCAAUGGGCAUUGAUCCUGACACUCAUGAACCAUCCUCUGCCUCUAAUGGACUGCUGAGAAGACCGCCUACAUCAACUUCAGCUCGUCACAUGGCACAAUGGGAAAGUGCUAGACUCGAAGCUGAGGCUCGUCUUUCCAGAGAGUCCCAACUCUUGGUUCCAUCGUCUAUAGAUAGGUCUGAUACUACUGACCAUUUUCUGCGCAUGUGGAACUCAGAGAUAGGAGAGACAUUUAGGAAAUUUAAGAACCGAGAAAAGACUGAUUCUCAAAGUCCAGCUUCUCAAGCAUCUUCGUGUACAAAAUACGGAUCAGCUUCAGGUAUUACGACUGAGGUUGAGCUCGGUGGUGUUGCUGGUUCCCCAGUUACAGGGAGCAACCAAAAUGAAUAUGCAGGGUGGAAGAAUGACCAACCACAUACUGAAGAUAUCUUGCAAGGUUCAGAAACCUCGAGCUGCAACGCGUUGGAGGAUUCAUCUGAAUCAGCAUUGCAACUUCUUUUGGAUUUCCCUACUAACAAUGACUUGAGCUUUCUAGGACACAGUGAUUCAUGUAGCAUGUAUCCUUUUUCGAGUGAAAGCUCAUUGAUCUGUCCUAAAGCAGAACAUGCAGUCUGCUUCCUCUGAUAUCAGUGACUCGGAAAUAUGGAUUCUGAAGAAUUUUCUGCUGGUUGUUUUAGUAUCUCCAGCUGUGGAAAAAC